Molecule: messenger RNA, 3061 nt
Organism: Centruroides sculpturatus (bark scorpion)
Lineage: Eukaryota; Metazoa; Arthropoda; Arachnida; Scorpiones; Buthidae
Product: GTP-binding protein REM 1-like
Exons: 4
Coding region: 78-1481 (467 amino acids)
Cellular component (GO): plasma membrane
Molecular function (GO): GTP binding; calcium channel regulator activity; GTPase activity
Source: RefSeq, a predicted model, not a curated record
AGACGAAUCGAGAGAGCGACAGAAGCUCCGCAUUCGGCGAGUCAGCAUCCAGACGUCAGCAUCCGAAGAGGACCGAGAUGACUUUGGACGGCGCGUCGGACGCGGCUGUUAGGAACCCACCCAUCAGGAAACAACCCACCGGGAGCCAGGCGCCCAUCUUUCCCCGGAGCCCGGGGUAUCGGGAAGCUCUGUCGCCCCGGAGCAGCGUCAACUCCACGCCGGGCAUCCUGUUGACCGUGGAUGCCCCCGACCCCCUGGCCUCGUGCGAAGAAGUGGCCGUGCACGCCUCGGGCCUGCAGAGGACCCCCAGUCACGGUAGGAUGCGAAGAAACGCCAGCAACGGAAGACUGGGAGCCAGUCACGGUUACUGCGGAGGCAACGUGGGUCGGUCGCAGUCCAUGAGGACGGCCAAGAGGCCCCAGUCGCUCGACCCCACUCACCGCUUCAGGCAGAGAAUCGCCAGUAUACCCAACGACCUGAUCAUGCCCGGAGAAGGCGGGGGGGCCGAGAGAAUAGCCUCCAAUCAUUCGCUUCCGCUUCCGGGGGACGAGUCCGAGAUCCUGCGUCUGCGAAACUUCUGCGUCACGUCCAAAGGUGUCGUCAACCGGGGCGAUUCCUUUCGCUCCAAGUCGCGUUCCAACCACAGCUUGGCCUCCAACGGCAGCAACGGUGCUUCCAGAUCUCAGCAGUGCCCGGCGGUGGUCACCUCCGAGCCCCUCCCCAGAAAGGACCCUGCCGUGGGGGCUCGGCCAGAGAUCGUACCCGCCGAAGAACCGGCAGAGGAGUGCGCUCAGGCUUCGGCCCCCGAACCCGUCAAGUACCGAGUUCUGGUGGUGGGGGGCCCCGACGUGGGAAAGUCUUCCCUGGUAGAGCAGUUCACCACUUCCGAGUACAUCUGCGCCUACGACAGUUCUCUAGACGAAGAAAACGAGAAGUCGAUAACUGUCGUUUUAAACGGGGAAGAAUCAGAAUUAGCCUUUAUAGAACAUUCGGUUAUAGGAGAACCGCCUCAAAACUUCGUAGAAAUGUAUAAUCCAGAUGCUUACGUGUUAAUAUAUUCGGUGGUCAGCAAGAGAAGUUUCCAAAAAUCGAAGGAAAUCCUGGGAUUACUGGAAAAGUGGGACAAUGUGGACAACAAAGCGGUCAUCCUGGUGGGAAACAAAACCGAUCUGGUCAGGUUGAGAGUUAUUUCUACCGACGACGGAAGAGCUCUGGCGACGUCGGCGGGGACCAAAUUUAUUGAGACGUCAUCGGGCAUCAAUCAUCACGUGGACGAAUUACUGGCGGGAAUUUUGAGUCAAAUUCGAUUGAAAACGGAACACAUAGAGAAGAUGAAGAAGAAGAGAGAAUCGGUCAGCGCGGGAAAGGCCAGGGGUCGAUGCACGGGAUUCGCGGGAUGCAAAGCUAAAGGAAUCAUCAAGAGAAUCUUAAAAAAGGCCUGCACCAGGUCAAAAUCUUGCGACAACCUCCACGUUUUGUAGAAAUCCUCGCGGCAACUGGGAACCGACGCCAGAGUUACCAAACUUAUAUCUGUGGUGUGCCUUUUGCAUUUCGGCAAAACAAAAUAGCGAAGUCGAAAAUACAUAAAUAUUACUCUACUCCUUUAUAUAAAUAUAUAAUUAUUACUACGACUUUACCGUGGAAAACCAUCUCUUCGUUGUUGUGGCAACGUGCAACAGCGUGACGCGUGACGAGUUUCCAUGCAGUCUACGCGCAUCGAUCGACGUCGACGACGCGUUACCUAAACACUUUGAUCGACAUUACAUUUAGAGUAGAAAACAAUUCGAAAGACCAAAUUUUAGAAGAAAUUUGAAUAGAAAAAACAUUCAAUUUUCGUAAACCGGGAAAGAGAAGAGAGGAAGAUAGACUUUGUUACAGUUUCUAGACAUUUUUAGUUAAAUUUUCAUAACUAAAACAAAAUAAUAAGGAAGGAAACAACGAAAACAAUUAUCGCCUAGACGUAUGUUAGAGAGAAUUUUUACGAAAAAUGAAAAAGAAAAAAACAAUUUUGUAACAUUUGGAAAAAAAUUUAUAACUUUGAUAUAGCACUGCGACCCGCACUUUAGAUAUUUCGGCUUUAGGAAAACAAAGAAUAUAGAAAAUUUGUAAAUGUUUAGCGCAGUUUUGAAUAGAAACACGAUCGCUUCUCCUAACAAUCGUUUACCCAAUUUCUGUUUGGUAGAGAUUAAGUGGACGGAAGUAGCGACUUAAUCGCGUGUCUCCAUUAGAUAAAACACUAAUCCGAUUGGGUCCGGUUCCAUUUACCUUACUUUAUCUUCUUUAAUUAUUAAUGCCGCGAGUACAAAUGCAACCGUUUUUUAUUUCUGUACUUUUAACUAAUUAGAAAUAUCCCCGGUCGCGAGGCGCAGCAACCGGAACACCCGCACUUCGGUUUCUAUAAAUAGAAACCGCGUGCGUUAAAAUAACACUUCACCCAAUCCGACGAAAGACAAAAAGCGGAAGUGUAACAACGACAUAUUUACACAUUUAUAGAUUUGUAAUAUAUGCAUCCUCCGACGUUAUUAAUUCUUUUUUUAUUAACUAAAAAUUUAUCAUUUGCGUUCAUUUUUCCCUCUUUUUUCCUCUCUCUCUUCUUUUUCGAACGAUCUUCCUCUUUCAGAAGCAACAGAAGGAUGGUCGGUUCAACGACCGUUGCCUAGCAACCGCCCAGGACUCCUCUCUGACGUCGCAUCGACCACGAAGGAAGUUGCUAAUGUCCCAUUUGUACAUAGCGCAUUGUAUUAUAUUACGAUACUCGAUCGUCACGUGUCUUUUUUCUUCUUCUACUUUGUUUUUUGUUCAUUUGUACGGGAACGUCCGUAUGUUAAUCGGUUUAGUAUGCUACACGUUUUUCCGUAGGGGGGACGGCCAGAGAUUACGUUAAAUAUUAAUUAAAAUGACUAUUGAAUGUUGUACUCGUACCGCUAAAAAGAAAAAGUCAUUUUUUUCGAAUUUUUCCUCGUUAUAUCGAUCGUAUGUUGUAUUAUGUUUAUCAAAAAUAUUAUGAUAAUAAACCAUGUUUUUUUAUAGAAUAUUUUUUACUUCUCGUUAAUUCUGCCUC